This is a messenger RNA of Parastagonospora nodorum SN15, 804 nucleotides long. RefSeq lists its product as hypothetical. Lineage: Eukaryota; Fungi; Ascomycota; Dothideomycetes; Pleosporales; Phaeosphaeriaceae. The record is from RefSeq and is a predicted model, not a curated record. The transcript has 2 exons. Bases 1 to 804 code for a protein of 267 amino acids.
AUGGACGCGUCAGCAAACCCACACACACCUCCUAACCCACGAGUGCCGGGAGAGGCACCACGAUCAAGUCUUUUAUUCGAGACCCCGUUGUCAGUAGGUGCUGAUGGAGCUGGUAAUCAGAGUAGCCCUGCUCAGCGUCGCGAGGCGCCAGAUCGAAAACUCGGAGUAAACAUUCAUGCUACUGCCCACCCACAAACGCCUACGACAUGCUGCCGCCCUGGACCGCCCGCCGAGAAGCUCGCCAAGCGCCCCGGCUUCUCGAACUCGUGUCUUCUUUUCCACGUCGAAGUUUACGUCGUCGCGGACAAGUAUCUCAUGGAGCAGCUGCGGCAGCGCGCUGCGGUUCACAUGGGCAUUUUCUUGAAGCGAUACUUGGAAGCUAUAUUCGCGAAGCGCACGAGUCCUGCGCCAACCAUCGCUGCGGUCAAUAUCCAUGAAUGUCUAACAAAGAUAUACGCAGCGACUGUUGCAGGGGACGAGAACACGCCGCUUCGAAAAGCCGUCACCGAUGUCCUCAUGUCGCACAGGACGACGAGGUCGACCGGAGAGCCAGGCUGCAUGACGGCUAAAGUCAUGCGAUGCGCGCGCGAGAUUGAGGGCUUCGGGAGGGACAUGUAUGUUAGGACUAUGGGUGAGGCGGCCAAGUUGGGCAGUGUUGCUUACCUCGAGGUUGUGGAGGUGCUGUGUCCGUCUUGCCAGUAUCGCUGGAUGAAGCCUACGGGGAUUGCUUGGAGUUUGGUCAGGUGCAUUAGCUGCGGGGUGCCGUCUCAUUCGAGUUCACAUACUGUAGCGAAAGCGACGUGA